AGAGUCCCUCCUACCUAAACAGAUCAACGAAACUUUGAUCUGGCCAAUGAAAAUAGUCCCUUCAAAAAAUAUCCUAAGUCCAUCACGUUUUUCAAGUGGUGCGAAAAUUAAACGGUAGACUGCCCAUCACUUUCUAUUAGGCUGUGGAUCGAUUGGCAGACGCAUUUUGCACUGUUCAACGUUCUUGCGGGAAUAUGUCGGGAAAGAGGCAGUUUACUUGGCAAGAGCUUGCCAGUUUGAAUCUGGAACAUAAUGCACACAUCGCAAUUAACGGGAAGGUAAGAAAGGCAUCGCGAGGUCCUUACUAUAUAAUUUCGCUUAAACUUCAACUACAUGCAUCCAAUAUUUCGUGAUUAACGAGGGACGCUGAUUCUUUGCUGCUGAAGUACAUUCCCCAAAAUGGGAUUUGGAAAUCAUUUUCGAUCAAAAUGGAAGUAUUGCAGUUGGAUGUUUGCAAAGUUCUUUUUAAAGCACUGUCGAACGAGUUUUGACCAUCAUAUCUGAAUAUAUCUUUACUAUGUAAUUUCGUUUAACUUCAAUUACGUCCACGCAAUAUUUCAUGAUUAACGAGGGACACUGUUUUUUUGCUGCUGUAGUAUAUCCCCAAAAUGGGGUUCGGAAAUCAUUUUCGGUCAAAAUGAAAGUAUUGCAGUUAUGUGUUUGCAAAGUUCUUUUCAAAGCACUGUCGAACGAGUUUUGACCACCAUAUCUGAAUAUUUAACACACUUUAUGGUUGAUUGAAUUCAAAGCUCAUACGUGUAUGUAUCAUGGGAUCCAUUUAGGCCAGUCACGUCCUACCGCCUUCUGUUUAGCUUGAAGGCAGGCUGUCGUGUUUAAGUUUCGCCUUAGGUCCCCUUCCGCGGCACGGCCGCGUGUUACACCAUCAUCAGCCGAAGUUGUUGAAGCCCCGGUGAAUAUCGAUCUCCCGCAUGGAAUCAAGCAUUUGCAUGUCGGCAAGCUCAUGAACCACCAACGCAUCACGAUAUUUGCUAAUGUUUCGCUGGACCCAAACUUCCGAUGAAGAACGGACUUGUUCAAGAAAACAAACAACAGAAAAUAAAAGAUUUAUUUGAAUUUGCUGUACAGGCGAAGUGUUUCGUUGAGACAUCACACAAUCAGUGCAAUCAAGAACUGCUUUUGAAAGCUGUAUUGUAUUUCCUAAUCACUGCUUUUGUAGCUGUACAAUAUGCAAAUAACAACAAAUGUGUCGGGAAAACAGGGAAUGAGUUGAACGCAUGCGUAGACGCGCUAAAUAAUAGGCCGCAGUGAGAGAAAAUACACGCCGGCUGCCCCGCUUUGACUCUCGAAAUGCCUCAGAAAUGCUAUAUAAACACCUGAUGAAAUUACGGAUGAACGUAUUUAAAUAUAUUGCUUUUGCACAAUCCACUAUGAACGUCGCAUUCUUGUUCGUUGUCGCUGUUAUGGUCACGAUCUCUGUAUGAAAAGACCUUUUAAGAGUGACUUACUACAUUAAUCUGAUCUGGAAAGGGAAUUGGACUUCAGCGGGGAAAAGGAAAUUGAGUAGGUCAUGAAAUAGAUUUUUCAAGAUAACUCAAAAAGCUUCUAUGAAAAGCGUAAUGGAGUCAUCUUGCUUAUUUUACAUGUACGCCUGGCUAUUCAAAUGAUAAUUUUUUAUGCUCAAAAAUACUAUGUUGAUGAUUAGGAACAACUCGUUCCUCAUUGCAUUUUGGGGUCUGCUGACUCGCUGAACCUAAGGAGGUAAACUUUUAACCUCAAAGGCAAGAUGUACUGCACACAUCCAAAUCACACAAAAUUAUAGGUUUGAUUGAAUUCUCGUUUCUUAUCUUCUUCCUAAGGUUUAUGAUGUAAGUAAAUUCCUUGCUCGUCACCCUGGUGGUAAAGAUGUCUUGUGUAUGGCUGCAGGAAAGGACGUUACCAUUGUUUUUCAGUCAUAUCAUGCCUUCAGCGACGUUCCAACAAAGUAAGUUGUAGUGUUAUAGUUGAAAUAAAUACAUCUAGUAAGCUGGACUGUCUUCAAGGAGAUGCAACUGAAUCUCGGAGUUUCCUGCUUUAGGAAACAUUUGUCACAAAGCAGCUAAGCUUGCUGUAGUGUUCAAAUAAAGUUAAUUAUGAUGUCGUCUCCUUUUUUCAGGAAGGAGUAUUUCUUAAAGUAUAUCACAAAUAUUCGCUCUUGCUGUGGCUAGUCCCAGCUAAUACCUUCGUACAAAAAUCGUGGGGAUACUGUGACUGUACCUUUCAGCCUCAAACACAGAUUUUUCUCUCACUUGGGGCACUCAAGACUGAGCUCCCGUCAUUAUUCUUACAAUGACAUUUUAAGCCUUGCAAGCGGAGACAUUAAAUUCCUUCAUUAUCUUGGGUAAAACGCGAUCAGCAUUGAUAGAACGUGCGACACCAUCCUUAAAAUCAUUAGGCCGGAUCUUGUGGUCUGCUGUUAAAAAAAGGUACAUCGUACAGGGUCAACUAUGCUCCAUCCACAACCAGAUUGGUUUAAAUCUUCGAGUGACUUUCUCUUACUUUUUGUAGCCCCCUCUUAUCUUACACAGCGAAAUGCGUGGUCCAUUAUGCUUCACUGCUUCACAUUCCUGUGGUUUAUAUGUACCACUCUCAAGUAAGCCAGAAAAAGCCUAUGAAAGAGUAUGUCGAAGAGAUUCUGCAAUGUCCAAACAAAGCUUCGGCAACAGGUCGCGAACAAAGUCAAUUAACCGCGUAAUGUAGACGGAGUGUAACAUCUGUAAAAUGAUGUGGCGACCUGGGCGAGGCUUUUAUGUCAGAGAAACACUAGUCUUUCGCCGUGACGCAAGUUUUUCCUUAUCUAGCAAUCUAAUAUAGGGCUGCUAUUAACUGGCAUCUCAUUGUGAUUACCCUGUGUUUUUUUCCCCCAGAAUGCUAGAGAAGUUCUAUGUUGGUGAUUUGGUUUCCGCGCAGUAUCCUACUUUCCCAGAACCUGGGUAAGUAAAGGUUCUACCACAGUUAAGGAAAAUAUGUACCUCUAAGAAAAGAAAGAGCAAACAAAAUAACAAAAAUUGAUGGUGAUAAAACUUUAAACUUUAUGAGGAGGGGGGCACCCGGUAUGUCAAUGGCCACAGAUGUUCUUUGUGUCUUUUUUUGACAGGGCUUUUUACAACACAGUAAGAGAAAGAGUACGGAAACAUUUCGAGGACACAAAACAGGUAAAAAUGCGGUUGCGAAAACUUUAUAUCGAAGUAAAUGUUGUCAACAUAAAAAUUGUCAAAGAGGAAAUUUGUGCUGCUCCAUCAGGACAAUCCAUUGCUCUAAAAUUAUUGCUCUCUGCAGCCCUCUGAGAGCCCUGUGACAGCCCUGUGACAGUUCUUUUCAGAGGUACCUUUUUGUCUUUUUGGCCCGGUAUAUUUAACCCACUAUCUCAACCGAGAAGAUUUAUCUUACUGUAAAGUUUCAAAAAAAAGUGAACAGCUGGGAAUAUUGUGGAAGAGCUAUGUAAGAAGAUGAGUCCUGAUCAUGAUGUUGGUAGCAAUUCAGUACUUAAAAAGACAGUCCUCGAACUCGUUUUUGAGUUACAGGCUCAUAAAGCUAAAAUAAGAGAUGAAAUUUGAUAGGUCACGACUGCUCAUGACUUGUUAAGAACUAACUGGGCAUAAUUAUUCUAACGAAAAACGAAAGCAGUCAGAAGCAAGGAUCCAUCAUAGAAAUGGAAAUUGACAAAAAUGCGAAACUGAUUUGCAAGAGUUGUUCGUUUAAAUUAAACGUCUCCUUUCCUUUCCUUUUCAAAUUGAAAAAAGGCCACAGCUAACGAGCAACAAAAAAUUGCUGUGCUCUCAGUCUUCUUAGAAACGGUCAAUUUGAUAUUUGGGUGAAUGAAGACUCGGUGGUCUGUUAGGUUGGGCUUGAAAUCCAGGCCGAAUAAUCUGGGCCCGCGCCCUGUGAUGUGUUCGUGGGCUAGUCACUUUACUCUCACGGAAACCUUCUCCAGCACGACCAAAGAUCAGGGUUACUUGGCGAAAUCCUGGGGUGAGAGAGUUAAGCGGACCAGCCUCACAUCAAAGGGAAGUGGCAAGUCUGUUUGUCUCUUCAUGCAAAUUGGUGUAAGCUCCAACUGCACGGGGAACAAACUUGAAACUCGUUAGCCUAUCUAACUUCUUUAGCUAGCCCUUCCAAAUCAGGCAUACAGAUCACUAUCUCAUCUUAACUAAGACAUUCUCCUAGCCCACAGUUUCAGAAUAAUGGAAAGAAACCUGGAUUUCAAAGAGUUGUUCGUAGAGUCUGCAAAUAACUUUGUUUCCAUCUAUUUGUGAUAGGAUCCGAAGAUAUCGGGAUGGAUGUGGUUGAGGUACUUUCUCGUGUCAGCGAUGACGAUCCUUCUGUGGUUUGCACAGGUAACGGUUUUUAUUCAAAUACUUUUGAUCCUGCAGUCAUUAUUAUUCUUGUUAUCGUUAUCAUCUAUUGAACGAGUGGAAGAAUUUAAAAUUGACGGAUACUGACAUGGAACACAUACGGCUAAAGUUUGAGGGAGUCCACGUAACGAAAUUCUCAGUUUGGAUGAAGUUGUCAUCGAUAAUGGCUAGAUCUAUUGGUCCUUGAUUAUUCUUAAUUAUAUGUGCUGAAUUUUUUUCAUUUAGAUAUUCUUGUCCGCACAAAAUUUCUUCUUUGCUUGUGUUGCGGGAUUUUUGCAUGGAUGGUUCACUGCCUUAGUAGCCAUGUUAAACGCUCAUGAUGCGAGGUAAAUAAAACCAUGUAUUGUUAUCGUUGUAACCGACAGAUAAGACACACUGUAAAGCAGUACCAUAAGAACCAAAGGAAAACCACUGGGGAGAAACUACACUACUAUUGAUUAUGAUAGGCCAUCACUGAAUAAAAAACAAGUUAUGGAACUUACAGUAAAGCAAUACCCGCUAUCUUCUUUAGAUAUUUUUUGAAGCCAAGUGAAGCAACAAUGGCUCUAUAUCGUUUUCUCACAAUAGCGUUCCUCUGCUGAAAACAGCAGAUACGACCAUUUGGUGACGGGUUACUUUUCAAGUGAUCAUUUAUAAAGUACUCUAGAACCCUCUAGAAGAGAAAAAGUGAUUCUGGCGGUAGAGAUACAUUAGCUUUAGAAUAUUCUAAACGGUUCUUAGCUAUGCGAUAAAAAAGUAUUAAUCAUAUUAUUGGAUUGAUAAUUUAAAAAUUUUAUGAAACGCCUUGUUUACAGUUACUCUCCAUAACGUAGCGAAUUUCAGCAAAAUAUAUGUAUUUUCAAGAAUUCUAGAACUGUUUAUGCUAAAUGCACAUGAAAAAGUUUUGCUCAGUUCGGCUGCAAGCUGGUUUGAAUGCGGGCCUCAUUAGCCCAAUUUGACAAAUCGGAACAUUUAAGUAUAUCGACGUCCACUCUUGAAAUCUAACGGAUAUUUCUUUCCAUGUUAUGUUUCAGUCAUUUUGCUGUGACAAGUAAUCCUCUUGUAUGGAGACUGGUUGGCCAUAUGCAUGACUAUUUGAAUGGAGCGUCGUACUACGUUUGGAUAUUUCAGGUAAGUAAUAAAACCUAUAUAUUCGCUCGAAGUUCCAGCUUAACUUGAAGGGUUCGCUUCAACCUUCUGGUUAUUUUAACAAAUUUUAGCCUUUGUUUCACAAAACCGCGUUCUAAGCCAUCUUCAGUUCAGCCGAACUUUUUGUCUAAACGUUUAUAUUUGUGAACAGUAACAAGAGGGCCGGAAACUAAUUGUGGAAGGACAUUCAUUUAAUGAAAUCAACCCUCUUAAAGAGAAUCCUUGAGGCCCUCUGCUUGCGUAAAACUGAGGAUUGGGUUAGACCUCGUGUGAAUAACCUGCCCUAGAAGUUUUCAAGUUAGAGUUGUCCGGGUUGUGAGCUGUUUCUGCCACUAUGACUUUAGUUGGUGCGACACCACUCUUAAAAUCACAGAAUGUCCUUUUGGUCAGUUUCUGUAAAAGGUUACAAUAAGAGUUCGCCUGAAAUCGUUAACUCUUGACUAAGACUGUGAAAAUUCCUUAAAAAACACAUAAUUUAGUGCAGUUUGACAUGACAUAAUAGACAUGGUUUUAGACAUAUUUCCAAACGUAACACCUCAUGCGUGACUGUAGUCACAGUUCUAAGUUUUGUUUAAGACAUGACUGUUCUAAAGGUGCCAGACUUGUUUCCAGACAGGGUUUCAGACAUGGUUACAGACUUGUCUCGACUUUCUCAGAAGUAGUUCUAACCAAAAUUGUUGUUUCUCUGGAACGUUCCAGAAAUGGUUUUUAAAAUGGCUGUACAGGUUAUCCAAGCCAGGCGUUUACACAUAAUCCCAAAACUUGACUCCUGAUGUGGUCACACGCAUGGUUUUGGUGGUUCAACCCAUUUUGCCAAACAUGGCUCUCAUAUAAUUUUAGACUGGUAGUUCAGUAAAGGUUCUUUAAAAACAUUCUCCCAAAAAUUAUAAUUAGGAAGCUUGCUUUUAAUUACGCAUGGCUCAAGAUAUGGUUCCACCAAGAAAUGAAAUUUAGGCCUCAAGUUUGUCAAUUUUUUUCGUGCAAGUUGGACUCCAUCGAGCUAUUUUUUAUGAUCUCGGCCUUUUCGAUCAAGAUAAGACAGUUAAGGUUUUAGAAUAAGUAUUAUUUACUGCAUUUAUAAUCAGUAUAAUGAUAUGAAUUCUUUUUCCUCAGCAUAUAUUUGGUCAUCAUCCGUUUACUAACAUCGAUGGGGUCGAUCCUGAUAUCAGCACUGCAAAAGAAGUAAUCAUUUGUUAUUGAAACUAUCAUCUGUUGUUGGGGUCCUGAUUUAUGGUACUUCUAAUUUUAUACGAUCACAGAAUGGCAAAAUCACUUCUAUUCUGACUAGCAGCAGUUUAGCUUAUUAUCUCGGGAAGAAAAUAAAUUUGAUCAACAGAUUGUUACAGAGAAAUUCCGAUUUCGUUGCGUUUUUAACAAAAAAAGAAAUUUGUUUAAACUGUUUGACACAAGUGCUCGUUGCCCAAGACAUUAUUGCAGUUGCUGGUAACGGGUUUGAUUUAAUGUUUUCAAUAACCACCGAUCGCAAAAACGAAACAUUGUUGUUAUUUCAAGAUGUACAAAUUGAGAAAUUUGGGGUCAAUUUCGAGUACGCGUAACUUGAGGCGAUAAGCGACGUCGACUUCCUUCAAUAACUCGAUUGUAAGUUGUGAGUGGCUCUACCGCAAUGGGCAUGCUCUUUCAAAUUGCAAGAUAGAAUGGAAAAUUUUCUAACGUUAUCAGCAUCGAUAAAGCCUAUUUGAACAUAACGUCAUGAUAGAAAGCCAAACUGCGUUAAACACAAAGGGCCUUGAUAACAUUAAGACCCGUAUCAUAAAUAAAUGCUGUUCAAUUCUCAACAGAAGCCAGAUAUGAGACGAAUCAAAUGGAGCCAGAAUUGGUUGCCUCGGUACUUUAACCAGCAUGUAUAUAUGCCUUUGAUAUAUUGCUUGGUAAGUUAAUGAAUUAAAUUUUAGAAGGCUUCAUUGAAAGUACUUUACUUGCUCUCACGUUUCUUGAGACAAGGAAUGUCUUUUGAUUAACACUAUUCUUCUUUGUUUACAACAGCUGGGAUUCAAGACUUAUCUUCAAGAUUUCAUUACAUUCAUAUCACUAAAAAACAGUGAGUUCAGAACUUAGCUGAAAUUAACAUCGUUUUUAAUUUGUCCUGAGUAUGAUAUAUUACUAAGAUAUAUGUUACUUGUCAAAAAAAUAACCUUGGAUGAUGGGGAAACAAUCUCUUUCAACUUGAACGUAGACCAGAGAGCGAUUUUAAUGGUAUGCUAGGAUUAAAAGAGAAGGAAACAGUCGCCCAUAUUUAGUCAAACGAGAUAUGUGGGAGAGGGGGGUAAGGGGAUUCUGACAAUCCUCAUUUCGCUCAAACUCAAGGUAGCAGAACAUUUCGGGUCGAUCAGAACCUGUAAUUAAGUGUUAACAACUGGGUUGAAAACGUAAAUUAGCCACCGUAAAGGGUAAAAAAGCUGACGUUUCGAGCGUUAGCCCUUCGUCAGAGCGAUCAUAAACUGUUUACUAGAAUUGGUAUUUCCUUUUUGGCCUUCAACUGAUACAGAAAACUCGUACUGUUUCGUUGAAGUGGACUCUUGUUGGCUAUCUCAGAUAAAAUGUAGUAACGUUGAUAAUUUUGCAAAAUAUGGAUUUAUUGUUCUGUUCAAUUUUUUUCAGGUACCAUGUGGCUCAAUCCACCCUCAAAAUCUCAUGUCAUUGUGUUUUUUAGUGGAAAACUUUUCUUUUUCAUGCACAAAGUGAUUCUCCCCUGGAUGUUGCUCUCAUUUUGGAAAAUGGUAAACUACUUUUUAUUUAUCAGUCUUAACUUAAACUAUAUAAGGAAGUCUCGUCACAAGAUGAAGCUACCUAGCUUAGCAAGUGGAGAUAAAGUAGGAGUGAAGAGCGUUGACAAAGAAACCGUAAUGGCUGAAUGACAGUUAGAGAAGCGUAGGGACACUGUCUUUGAAUCCGAGAGACCAGGGAUUUAGGAUUUUAUAUCCAUUAAUUUCAUGAUGCAUUUGAUUGAAGGAAAUGAAAGCAAGUGGUAGUCGUGAAAUUAUUACAACUUGUUAUAUCAUACAUUUAAAAUAAAUGAUAAAAUGUAUGCAAAUUAAGUUUUCUUAUUGAGUGGGCUCUUGUGGUUGGGUGAAAUUGUACAAUGUGGGCGGAGAAAACGUAGCUUCAGGGAUCUUGGACAACCUUUAGUUAGAUAGAUCUUGAAAAGGCAUUCUCGUGGUCGUGGGACUUUUUCAUCAAAACGGUGCAAUCACCCUGUCCCUUGUCAACUCUCAUUUUUAUUUCUUUUUUUUCAAAUAUUAGGUUGCUCUCAUGUUUCUUGCCGAGAUAGCAGCAGGUUACUGGUUGGCUCUUAUAUUUCAGGCAUCUCAUGUUGUUAGCGAGGUAUGUGUUUGAAGGUGCUUUACAGAUUGAAGUUUUAUUUAUAUGAAACGAUACGUACUAAAGACACAGGCAAUCUUCUCUGACUGAAACUGAGAGGCUAAAUUUGUGCAGUUACUAACAAAUUUUUUCAGGUUGUAACAUUUUUUAAAAUAUAUAUAUUUUUCUGAUCGUGCACCACCUCGUAAGUUACAACCACAUCUGGUUUAAAGGUGAUAUAACAAAUCUGACUGCACACAAAAUCAUCCAUUUCCCUUUUUUCUGUUUUCUUUUGGAAAGGUCGAAUGGCCACAGCCUGAUGAAAAAGGUGUUAUGAAAAGGGAUUGGUAUGUAUCUCCUCUCUUAACCUGUUAUCAAAGAGAUGGGUCACAUUUCAACAAUUUUGGUGACUGUAAAUGACACUCACCGGAGAUUUUCGUUGUAUCUUAAGGGCAGAGCUUCAGAUCGAGUCAACGUUGGACUAUGCAACAGACAGUUGGUUUUGGAAUGUUUUUACAGGUGAUGUAUAGGAUCCUUCUAGUUAAGAGAGUUGUAAAUAAGGUUUGUCUGCAUGAGUUUUUGCCAUCCCAUUUGGCUGGCUGUUUUGUUUUGUAUUGUUUUUUAUUGUAACGAGUGUAAGCAAAAAUGUUCAUAUUGGGCAUCUAGGCCUGGUCAAUUACCUUUGAUUUUAUUAUACAUCAGACAAAACCCUUGCGAUAGUUGCCUCUCGAGUCAUGCCCGAUAUACACAGUCUAGAUUCUUCUACGGUUUCCGUUCAUCAUUUGUGUCAUUCAGUGUCAUUCAUAUAAUAUAAGACAGUCUCAUGCGGGAGCUUAAAUGUGUACACUUAAGAUAACCAACCAAUCAUCCUUUCCCAUAUUUUCCAGGAGCUCUCAAUCAUCAAACAGCCCAUCACCUCUUCCCAGGAGUGAGUCAGUUUUACUAUCCUCAGAUUACUCCCAUCGUCCGUGAGACGUGUAAGGAGUAUGGGGUGAGGUACAAUUACAAGGAGAACUUCUUUCAGGCGCUUGGUGCUCAUAUUUCACAUCUGAAAGUACUUGGACAAGAGCAGGACAGACCAAUUGUCGCCAGGCCUGAAGUAAAGGCGGGGUGAAGACUCAAUGUGGGUUGUUAAGGUUUCCACAGUUGAUCUUUAAAACAAACAGUUUUUUUUGCCACUUGACUUAGCUGGGUGAUUUGAUUGUAAGAGUAAUUUUCAACUAUGUCGAAGGUAAUCCGAGAUGGACUGAUUUUGCUUUCGUUCUAAACAAUUAUUGGAUGGGUUUUCUUUUUGAUAUCCAGAAUAAUCAAGGUCGAAGUAGGGGCUAUCAGCCGAAGCCGAAGGGUGAGACUGAUAACCCUUGUCGAGAACAGACAUGAAGCAUACAAGCUUGAAGAAGAGUACGCUGUCCUAGUGGUACUCAAAUAUCAUUGCAUGCCAACCUUUCACUUUCGGGAGUCUUGUUUUAAGGUUACUUGUAAAUAUAGUUGAGUUGGUAAUGAAUAAAGAGUAAUGAAAAUUGAGUGGUCCAAUAGCAAGCUUGACGAGUACUCUGUACUAUUAGUGCUCAAAUCGCGCUGUUGAUGACCAAUAAC
Molecule: messenger RNA, 10394 nt
Organism: Pocillopora meandrina
Lineage: Eukaryota; Metazoa; Cnidaria; Anthozoa; Scleractinia; Pocilloporidae
Source: the annotation of a GenBank genome assembly